Molecule: messenger RNA, 1161 nt
Organism: Penicillium argentinense
Lineage: Eukaryota; Fungi; Ascomycota; Eurotiomycetes; Eurotiales; Aspergillaceae
Exons: 1
Coding region: 1-1161 (386 amino acids)
Source: RefSeq, a predicted model, not a curated record
AUGGAGCAAAAUACCCUCAAAAGACGGGGCGUCGGCUUGACCGGAGUGGACAAGCAGCAUUCAUUCGGAGGUUUCACUCUCUUCUGUCCUCUCACAAGUGACCGGGCUCAUCUUGUCGAUAUUGAUGGCAAAGAAGUUCAUUCGUGGAAACUGCCAGGUAGAAUCGGUCGUCACGCAAGAAUCCUACCAAAUGGCAAUCUCGCAGUGAACACACUUCGUCCAGCUCCGGAACAAACGACUGCGGACGGAGGUCCAUAUCCAUUCCCGUUCUUCAACAAGUACGGCGGAGGUGUGAUGUCGGAGCUCGAUCCCGACGGAAAUGUUGUUCGCCAAUUCACCGAUCAUCUUGGCCAUCAUGACCAAUAUCACUAUGGCGAUGGUCGAAUCAUAUACACUUCCCUGGAAGCUCUUUCCGCAGAAGAUUCGGCAAAAGUAAUCGGUGGAGUGCCGGGCACCGAGAUCGACGGAAUCACCUACACCGAUACAAUUCGCGAAGUCGAUGGAGACGGCAACCUUCUUUGGCAGUGGAAAGCGUCCGAAAGACUUCCGCGAGAUGAAUAUUCACUGCAGCCGCAUUACACACGGGAGCACUAUCCCCUCAUCAACUCCGUACUCCCCUUGCGGGAUGGGAAACAUAUCCUCAUCUCCAUGCGUUCUGUGUCAGCCGUCGUUAUACUUGAAAGAUUCACUGGGAACAUUGUCUGGAAAGUUGGAUCCGAUGUUCUAGCGCAACAACAUAACGCAACAGAAAUGGAGAACGGGAAUAUCCUCAUCUUCGACAACGGCACUUUUCGGAACGGUGAAUCUAUCACAUAUACUCGCGCAAUUGAAGUCGACCGAACAACGAAGAAUAUUGUCUGGGAAUAUCGGGACAGGUCGCAAAUGCUCUAUUUUUUUACCCCUUUCAUGGGAAGUGCUCAGAGGCUUGCCAAUGGGAACACACUUUUGUGUGAGAGUGCCUUUGGUCGUGUAUUUGAAGUCACCUCGGAUGGCUAUAUUUGUUGGGAGUUCAUCAACCCUCAUUUCGCGCCAUACCCCGAUGAUGUAACAGCGAAUAUCUUCCCUGGAGAGUCCAAUGCUUUGUUCCGGGCGUAUCGAUACUCCCUGGAGGAAGUCCCCUGGCUGAAGCAAAAGUUAGUUUCUUCCCCGGACCAGAAUUAA